Acaulospora morrowiae is the source of this 233-nucleotide messenger RNA. NCBI's taxonomy places the organism in Eukaryota, Fungi, Glomeromycota, Glomeromycetes, Diversisporales, Acaulosporaceae. The record is from the annotation of a GenBank genome assembly.
UUUACGACACUGGUUACCUAAAUUGCACCGGCACUUGUAAAGUACUUGAUUAUAACAGUCCAUCACCAACCGGGAGGUUCAAAGUUCAAAUACACGAGUACAAUAUUUCUAAGGAUGAGGAUGGUGAACGGGAUAUUUGUUAUGAGAUGAGUGGUUCUAAAGCUACUUGGGAUCUUGGCGAAGUUGAUUGUAAUAAAUUUUCUGGAGUUACCCCUUGCCCGAAUUUUAAAUAA